Messenger RNA from Bombus terrestris (buff-tailed bumblebee), 1262 nucleotides. RefSeq names its product H2.0-like homeobox protein. Bases 541 to 1239 code for a protein of 232 amino acids. The transcript has 4 exons. Gene Ontology annotation, molecular function: sequence-specific DNA binding; DNA-binding transcription factor activity, RNA polymerase II-specific. Lineage: Eukaryota; Metazoa; Arthropoda; Insecta; Hymenoptera; Apidae. The record is from RefSeq and is a predicted model, not a curated record. Gene Ontology annotation, biological process: regulation of DNA-templated transcription.
GUUAAGCGUAUUUUAUAAUAUUUAUUUGGUGAAACGCAUCGAAUCGGGAAUUCUUCCGAGCAAUGCUCCAUCGAGUCUGACAUCAGACUCAUCGUCCUUCAGGGACCAAUCUUCUGAGAGCCACGCCUACACCGUCCAUGUGGACCAAUCCCACGUACGAAAUUGCAGCGAGCUCGGAUCAUUUUUUUUUUAAACCAAAUUCCGUUCUGAACAUGGCAGGAACUCGUUCACUCGUUCAUUCUGAUGCACUUCCGUUAAAGUCAUUGUUUAGCCUGUAACUAUUUUCGUUGACACCAGUGACUGAUAAUUCGAUCAUCUUCUAUUUGUAAUCGGCGAAGAAUCGGAUCAUUGUCAAAAACACUGUGUCCACUUUUAAUCAUGACAUAAACUUCGUAGUUCGGUGGAGUGUACUUGUGCGUGAUUUAUUUGGAUUACGAUUUUAAGUGGAGCAUUGUUGGAAAAUGUCGUAGUCGUUAAAAGUGUGCGUCGGAAAUAUUAGGAUAAUCGGAAUCUUGUGUGAGUUAAAGGGAAAAGACAAAGAUGAACGAAGUGAAAACCCGCGUUGUGGAUACGAAUUGUUCGAAGCAAUUGAAGUUUGGAGUAGAACGUAUAUUGUCGGAUGAAAUUUCGUCGAAGAAAACAGAUGUACUAAGGCCGCUUCCGGUACAAUUUUCCACGGUGCGGUGUCCUUGUCCUGGAGGUUGCGUCAGGUGCGAAGCCCUACGAAUUUGCCCUCCAUUUUCUUACGUUCAAACUGCGAUUUCCGGAAACUACGCAAGUACCAACCAUGGAAACGGAGUAGUCGAAAAUUAUACCAGUAUUUAUCGACCGGCUCCACUUCGACCUGUUCCCAGAGUACCGAUAUCGUCUGCCUCGACACCGACCAAUCAAUCAGAGACCAAUACUAGAAGAAAAAGAUCUUGGUCGAGGGCUGUGUUCAGUUCUUUGCAACGAAAAGGUUUGGAAAGAAGAUUUUCUCUGCAAAAGUACAUCACGAAACCGGACAGGCGGCAACUUGCUGCUACUUUAGGGUUGACAGACGCACAAGUAAAAGUCUGGUUUCAAAAUCGACGAAUGAAAUGGCGGCAUACGAAAGAGAGCGAAAACACCGCUUUGUCGAACUCCGAUUCCCAGAAGGAAUCGUCUAGAAAAUUAGCGAAGGAUGAUACAAAGAGUGCAACGACUGAAAAGACUGUUUCGGAUGACGAAGAGGAUGUGGAGAUCGAAGUUGAUGUGUGAAUUUUACAAUGUACAUUUACGAU